Messenger RNA from Ostrea edulis (European flat oyster), 3126 nucleotides. RefSeq lists its product as uncharacterized. The transcript has 6 exons. The record is from RefSeq and is a predicted model, not a curated record. Lineage: Eukaryota; Metazoa; Mollusca; Bivalvia; Ostreida; Ostreidae. Bases 51 to 1385 code for a protein of 444 amino acids.
AUUACCGUAUGUAGUUUACAAGCAAUGGUGGAAGAAAUUGUGCAUAAACCAUGAUGUCCAUUGCAUGUUACGUAUUGCUCUUCUGUUUACAUUUUGUUCAUUCAAAAGCUGGACUCGGGGUAGGAGUCUGCGGUCGAGAUCCUUUGAGAUGCUGUGUGAAUUAUCGACAGGAGUAUACAUUCUGCAAUCCUUGUGAUGAAGGUACCUAUGGACACAAUUGCUCUGGAGGACGGUGUGUUUAUGGAUCGUAUGGAUUUGGGUGUUUAAAGAAGUGUAACUGUUCACGUGAUCAGUUUUGCGACGCAAGUAUAGGAUGCUCAUAUAAUAUCAGCGGCGAAACGAAAGCAAGUGCAGGAAUAUGGAUGGUGAAUGUAUCGAUCAUGGUCGUCAGUUUUGGCGGAGCAGUCCUUUUGGUGGCUAUUGCCGUUAUUCUUGUGAAGAGACAGAGAGUGAUGAAUGCGACUACCCAUGGAUUUUAUCUGGGAGAAAGCAUGCCAAUUGCUGAUACAACAUCUGAAAGCUAUAUGAGAGUGGAAGAAAAUAUCUACAAUGAACCUGAACUUAUUUCUUUGGAUUACAUUGAUCCAUUUGAUGAUAGCGAUAAAAAUAACUAUAUUUCGAAGAGGCAGGAAAGACCACGAGAAGAAAGAGAAGAUAGGACGAAACAAAAAUCUACAGUACUGUCCCUCCUCAUGAGGGACAGAAAGGAAUCUGAAUUCGAUAAAGUGGACAGGGGAUACAUAGAUAUUAUGGAAAUUAAUUCCGGCACAGAUUCACUUCCAGCAUCACCACCACUAACAACAUUAACAACAACAGCGACAACAUCUACAAUGACAGUAUCAACCCUCCCACUACAAACGACAUCACAAUUAACAACAAAACCACUACCACGAUUUCCACCAGUAGAAAAGAGAAAAUUUCAAUUAACAACAGCAUUUCCAAAAGAAUUACACCAAUCAGUAGCACGUGAGACAAACACCACGACACAACCAACUGUCGCAAAAGCAUAUACAAGCACAUCACCUUUGGAAUCAGGAAUAGAUACACAAUCAUCAAGAUCUCUUGGAGUGAAAGUAACAGAACAGCCAUCAUCUCCAUUCACAAUCACAACAGAAAUAAUAACAAAAUCAGAAACAACCAAGCUAUCAUCAGUAGCACUGAUAAAAUUACCGUCAGACACCCUAUCAGAACCAACAAAAACGACAGAUCCAACCACACUAAAUAUACCACGGACGAGAAAAAACGUAAAAACAAAGACGUUUUUGCAAUCACAACCUACUACAACAGGACAACCAACGACAACAGCAGUCACAACAAGACAAACGAAUUCAAAAACUAUACAACAUAUGAUCGAUUUUUACGAAACCGCGCAGAGUAAAAUUUAAGCUAUAUUUCAUAUUUGAACGAUUUCAAGACUUAUAAACUGUGACAUUCAUCAUCUCACUGAAGGAGUCGCAAACAGAUUCUAGUGUACAUUUUGGAAUUGUGGCAGAAGUUUUCUAUCUGAUAUUAUUAGUUACACAGUUAGUUAGUGACCUGAUACGGAAAAAUACAUGGUGUGAAAAGAAAACCCGUAUCGGGCUCGGCUUCGCCUCGCCCGAUACGGGUUUUCUUUUCACACCAUGUAUUUUUCCGUAUCAGGUCACUAACUGACUGUGUAACGAAUUAAUCACGCCGAAGACCUCUAACUGUAUAUGUGGGGGUCUAUAUCAUACAACUUAGUCAAAUGUCUUUCCUUUUGAAACGGCUGCAAGUCGAACCCGACGAUAAAUAAAAUUACUCGCCCAAUACGGAUUUUACUCGCAUGAUACGGUUUUUUUCACGGCGUCAUGUGACCAAGAUCUGACCAAUCAGAUUUCAACAAUUUUGUCUGAGGCGUGAUAAAAAGUAUUGCUAAGAUCAAAGGAAAGAAUACCGGACUAUGACAUAAAUCUAUACUUAUAAAUUAACACAUUUUGCGAAUAAACUCCCAAACGCUUGCUCUAGAGUUAAAGCUUUCACCUUUAAUAUUGUUUUAUAUGUGGGGUAAAGUUCGUAAACUAUAAUAAAAUCUUUUUUCAUUAGAAAAUAUCGUAAAAUCAAUUAAAAAUCUAAUUUCGUUUUCGAUUAACUACCCCGAACUAGCAAAAAUGAAAAGUAAAGUGGCGGUUUCUUUUGUAUUAUGACAACUAAAAAGAUAAUAUGAUAUAAAGUUAAUCCGUUGUUAAUCGAUACUUGGUUUUGAUGUUAUAGAAGAUAUGUUUUGAUAAUUGUCGAAUAAUUAAAAUUGACCUGUUCGUUUCCUCAAUCCGUGAUUUUAGUCUUGACUCAGCUUAUGGAAACUUCCAGAACAAAGCGAGACAACACCAUACAACCAAUUCACAUUCUCGGGCCUUUCCGGCAAGCCGAGAAGUUGUGAUUGGUUGACAACAUGAUCAGCAUAAAAUUGUGUAGAUAUUCAAUGUUAGUUAUGAUAGUUUUGCGUAGACCCAUAUUUAUUAUUUUAUGAAGAUUUAUAAUCUAUUAUUUACGAAAGCCCAGAACGCUCAUUCGAGAUUUGAAAUUCAAUAUACGAGAUUCAGAUUUCGGGAUUCAAAAUCCUAAUUAACCAAUCAGAUAGCUUAUUCUCCUAAUAUGUUUACGAAACAUCGAAACAUUUCUUUUAAAACUAUAAAAGUUAUGAUGUAUACAUAGCAUGCAGACAGGCCCGUAGAAAGCGGGAAGGGAGGGGAGGAAAACUUGUUCCAACUCCCACAUAUUAAUUAUGUACUGUAUAUGAUAACGAGGUCAAAUAAUGACGAAUACAUCUCAUAAUAUACCUAAAUUGAAAUCGUAUUUGAAGCCUAUUAAUCGAUGAUACCCUGCCAACAAUUGAUCCUAGUUUGAUUUUUUUCAGUUAAGUACUAAUCAAUAGGUUAAAUACUAGUAUAAUCCAUAUGUAGGCCUAUUUUUUCUUUUAAUAUCAUUACGUUUUAUUUUCAUUCUAAUCCAUUUAAUUUUAUUGAUCUAUUUUCAUUAGAAGAUCUACAAGGAACGUACUCCUGGACGUUGACGGAGGCUGUGGGUGUAUGGGUCAAGAAAAUUCUAUAUACAUGUAUAAACAAUUCAGGAAUUUCAAACCAUGAAUAAAUAUUUCUUUCCGAUCUA